Molecule: messenger RNA, 4440 nt
Organism: Orcinus orca (killer whale)
Lineage: Eukaryota; Metazoa; Chordata; Mammalia; Artiodactyla; Delphinidae
Gene: PLEKHA4
Product: pleckstrin homology domain containing A4
Exons: 20
Coding region: 1901-4246 (781 amino acids)
Source: RefSeq, a predicted model, not a curated record
AAACAAGGUUGGACUUCUCGCGGAGAUUCCGGGCUUUGUGACGUCACGGCGGCGGCGGCGUUUCCAAGCGUGGCCACGCCCCGAGCAAGAGAGCUAUCACUCAAACGCGUGAACUGCUUAAGCAGUGAGGGAGCUCGCGUAACCCCUGUUGCAGACAGAUGCCUCCCCCCUUAUUUAAGCAGCAGGCCCCAGUCUAGAGUCUCCCACUUUCCCAUCCGGUCGGCUUCCUACCCGGUGUGGGAGAGUAUUAUUGUUUCCAUUUCACAGAUGGGGAAACUGAGGCUUGGGAAUGAAAUCACUUGCUCAAGGUGGUCACAGCAGAGUCUAGAUUCAUUGAAAAAAGACAGAAUGUGUAAGCCCCCUGAAGGCGGGCACCUUGCAUUGCUCACUGCCUGGCACAUAGUAGGUGCUCAACAAAUAUGUGGUGAGGGGAUACGAAACCAGAAACUCGGACCCCUUCCCUGUCUCAGGCACAAGGUUCCACUCUUAGGUUUCACCUGCUUCAAAUUUGUACAAAACCUCUGCUUACACAAACUGAAAUUCUGGCUGGGGAGCACCAACGGAACCUCAUGGGAGAGUGGGGUCUUCUGCCACAAAUUCCAGGCCCAGGGACACAAUCCCAGUCCCGCCGCACCACCCACCCCUGACCUGGUCCGUAAUGUUUUCCCUCAAAAUACACCCAGAACCCAUGUCUCCCUCCUGAGGGGGUCAACCUCAGUCUAGAAGAGAAUUUUCAUCUGAAUCUGAGGUGGAGAUUGACACUGGCCAUUUGACCAUUCUCUCGCCAGCGCCCAGGGAUCGGGGGCCACUCCCUCCUCACUGGAGGUCCAUCCACUUAAAGCCACACUUCCAGACCCCCAGCUCUAUUCACAGCUCCGGAGUCCUGACUCCUAGCUCACACCUUCCCAGGUACCCUGGAGUCUCAGCCCCGACCCCUUCCAAGAUCCUAGCCAUCUCCUUUCGGGGGAGGGGCGUGGUGCCCAUGACUUAGGCCCCUGACUACCACCAGCCCACUGAGGCCCUGGAGUCCAGGCCCAGCUCCUACUCUCCAAACAUUUAGGAAUCCCAGCUUCAGCCUCUAUGGGACCCUGGCUCCCCAGGCUCCAGCCCAACAGGGACCUAGGAAUCGGGGAGGGGUGUGUGUGUGGCCCUUCAGCAUGGGGUCAGCUGAGCCAGAGGUCAGGCUGUGGUGGGGAGGCCAAGAGGGGCGGGGUCAGCCGGGAUUGGGAGGGGAGGCAGCCGCGUGGGCGGCUGGCAGACGGAGGGAAGGACCCGCAGAGAGGAAAGAGAAACUGGGAGAGCGGGGAAGAGAGAAAGUCAGAAGGGAAAUCUGAGCGAGGAGGAAACAGUAGACGUGGAGGGCCACGGAGAAAGAGAAAGAGAUUGAGUGUACGGGAGAGAGAGAGACAAGGGGGAACAGAGAGGGAGAGAGCGAGAGCGAGAGCGAGAGAGCGAGAGCGAGAGACAGAGAGAGCGAGAGAAAGAGAGAGAGAGAGCGAGAGAGAGAGAACGGGAUGGAGACUUAAAGAAGAGACUCCAUGAGUCCCAGAAAAAGAUUUGGACAGAACCAGAAAGAUUGGGAGAGAAAGUGAUAUGGGGGUGGGGAUGCUGCCGAGGAGGGAAUGAGUAAGAGAGAGAUUGGAAGAGACAGAGAUUAGAGAGUGAGAGAGACAGAAGGUGAGACUGGAGAGAGAGACAGUAUAAGAGGAAGGUAGAGCGUGAGAGGAAGACUCACUAUCAGAGACAAAGAGACAAAAGGGUGUGAAUGAGCAGGUGAGAACUGAGGGCUAUGAGAGUCAUCCCCUAAGGGGCAGAGGAGGAGGGGGACUGUGCCUGGGUGUCCCAGGUUCCACGCUGCCCUCUUGGGCUCUCUGUCCUUGGGACCCCAGAGCUGCCCUUGAUGGAGGAAGGCAGACCUCGGAGCAGCCUCAGCCUGGCCAGCAGCGCCUCUACCAUCUCCUCGCUUGGCAGCCUGAGCACCAAGAAGUCCACCCGGGCGGUAAGCAAGGUGCAUGCCUUCGGGAAGAGGGGCAAUGCGCUCAGAAGGGACCCUAACCUCCCCGUGCACAUCCGAGGCUGGCUUCAUAAGCAGGACAGCUCCGGGCUCCGGCUCUGGAAACGCCGCUGGUUCGUCCUCUCUGGCCAUUGCCUCUUCUAUUACAAGGACAGCCGCGAGGAGAGCGUCCUGGGAAGCGUCCUGCUCCCCAGCUACAGUAUCAGGCCAGAUGGUCCAGGAGCCCCCCGAGGGCGGCGCUUCACCUUCACCGCGGAGCACGCGGGCAUGAGGACCUACGUUCUGGCGGCUGACACGCUAGAAGACCUGAGGGGCUGGCUACGGGCACUGGGGCGGGCCUCCCGCGCGGAGGGGGACGAUUGUGGGCAACCCAGGUCAUCUGCACGUCCCCAGACUGGGGAGGGCCCUGGCGGCCCCGGUGGUCCCCCAGAGGUGAGCAGAGGGGAAGAGGGGCGCGGCUCCGAAUCACCGGAGGUGGCUCGUCUCUCCAGAGGUCGUGGCCGGCUGCUCACCCCCAGCCCCAUGGCUGACCUCCAAUCUGGACCCCGAAUUCGGAGGACAAGGAGCCCAGACCUGUUCACACCCUUCUCUCGCCCUCCCUCCCCUCUGAGCCUCCCGCGGCCCCGUUCUGCUCCUGCACGCAGACCCCCUCCCUCCUCUGGAGACACAGCACCUUCUGCCAGACCCCAUACCCCCUUGAGUCGCAUCGAUGUCCGGCCUCCCCUGGAUUGGGCCCCCCAGCGCCAGACACUCUCCAGGCCCCCCACUCCCCGACGAGGACCCUCCUCCGAGGCUGGGGGAGGAAGGGAUCCCAGGAGUCCCCAGCACUGGAGUCAGGAGGCCAGAACACCGUAUUCCUCCCAGGCCCCCUCUGGUUCCUCCACAUAUCUCCAGCUCCCUCCAAGGCCUCCUGGGACCCGGGCUUCCAUGGUUUUAUUGCCGGGUCCCCCUCUAGACUCAACCUUCCACCAAAGCUUGGAGACAGAUACUCUGUUGACCAAGUUGUGUGGGCAGGACCGGCUCCUGAGGAGGCUGCAGGAGGAGAUAGAUCAGAGGCAGGAGGAGAAGGAGCAGCUAGAAGCAGCCCUGGAAUUGACUCGACAGCAGCUGGGCCAAACAACCAGGGAGGCUGCAGCUCCUGGGAGGGCUUGGGGGCGCCAGCGCCUCCUGCAGGACCGACUAGUCAGUGUGAGGGCCGCUCUUUGUCACCUGACCCAGGAGCGAGAGCGGGUUUGGGACACGUACAACAGCCUGGAACAGGAGCUGAGCACCUUGAGAGAGACCCUUGAGUACCUGCUGCACCUCGGGUCCCCCCAGGACAGAGCAUCUGCUCAACAACAGCUGUGGAUGGUGGAAGACACACUGGCAGGUCUGGGGGGCCCCCAGAAACCACCCCACCACACUGACCCUGACUCCCCAUCCCCUGCACUCCAAGGCAAGGAGUCCUCAGAGAGGGAGAGCCUGCCUGAGUCCUUGGAACUGAGCCUACCCCGGUCCCCUGAGGCUGACUGGGGGCGGCCCCCAGGGGGCGACAGAGAGCUUGCCAGCCCUCGGUCAGGUCUUGGAUCUCCAAGGGUCUCCCGGGCUUCCAGCCCUGAGGGUCGCCGCCCCCCUUCCCCACAGCCAGGAACCAAGGUCCCUCUGGCCCGGCCCCGGAUGAGUGCUCAGGAGCAACUGGAGAGAAUGCGCAGACACCAGGAGUACGGUCGGCCUCUCCCUCGCCCAGCCUCCCCCCGGCUCCUCACUCUGGGGAGGACACUGUCCCCAGCCGGACGCCAGCCUGACGCAGAACAAAAACCUGUCUUGGGACACUCAGGAGCCCAGAAAUGGCUUAGAAGCUCGGGGUCCUGGAGCAGUCCAAGGAACACCACCCCUUAUUUGCCGACAUCCGAAGGGCACCGGGAGCGAGUUCUCAGCCUCUCUCAAGCCCUGGCCACUGAGGCGUCGCAGUGGCACAGAAUGAUGACAGGUGGAAAUUUGGAGUCUCGAGGAGACCCUCUUCCCCCAGCCCCGCCGCCUCCGUCAGAGCCCCCGCCCCAGGUGUCCUCCCCCCCAAGAUCUCCUCCAGCUGCCAAUUCCCGCUCCUUGGGGUUCUCCCGCAGAGGUAGUGGGCGCGGCGCAGGCCCCGCCUCCUGGGAGCCGACGUGGGAUUCCGGGAUCGCCCCUCCCGCCCUAACCCAAGACGAGGGGGCGUGGCCUCUUCGAGUCACUCUGCUGCAGUCUAGCUUCUGACCCGCCUAAACGUAGCAACCAAUCAGAGAGUGAGGGCGUGGCCUGGAGGUACCCCCUGGAGAUCUGGAGCCUCUCCAGGAACCUGGGGGCGUGAUCUGGUCCCCUCAGGUGGCCUAGAAGGGGAGGGGUUUCUAUGGCCAAAGUUUGAUUUUCCCAACACUUGUCCAGAUUUGGAUUAAAACUUUGAACUUUUA